This is a messenger RNA of Physella acuta, 1509 nucleotides long. RefSeq lists its product as uncharacterized. The record is from RefSeq and is a predicted model, not a curated record. NCBI's taxonomy places the organism in Eukaryota, Metazoa, Mollusca, Gastropoda, Physidae.
UAUAUAACUUGUGGUUCACACAUAAGACAAAUCCGUGCCAGUUCAUUACAGGGAUGUUCAUGUGUUGAUUGUGUUCAUCGACGCUCCAGAAGAUGAAGUGUUCAUAUGGAAUAAAGUUCACAUGGAUUACGGCGUGUUUUCUUGUAUUCCAGCUAGUCAGCACCGUCUUGCCUGAAGUUGUAGUUCCUAUUGUCAGGAAAACCCCGUUGUUCAGAGCACCAACCAUGAACAAUACAAACCCCAACGCCCCGCCUUUUAUGAACGCUCCUCCCAUCAUGAACCCGCCUCCGUUCAUGAACCCGCCUCCGUUUAUGCUGCCUCCGAAUAUGAACGAUCCUUUUCUCAACGGCCCAAAUCAGAUGCCUCCAUUCAUGAACCCUCCUCCAUUCAUGAACCCUCCUCCGUUUUUCAACCCGAUGGAUCCAAAUGCUCCUCCUUUCAUAAACCCUCCCUCUCUCAUGAACGCCCCUCCUUUUAUAAACGCCCCGUUCAUGAACGCCCCGUUCCCGAACUCCCCAAACGGGCCAUUUCCCAUGGUUCCUGUACCCCCACCCCCACAAACGACCCUCACACCUGUCGUCCUCAAGAGAAUCCCAUUCCCCAGCACGUCCCCAAGUAUGGCCGCCAUCCCACGGUCACCCUCAAACAACCCACCCUCCCCUAGAUCUCCUUCCAGAACUUUCGACACCAUAGACACCGCCAUCCUCCUCUCCCCGGGAAAACCCGACCCCGCCCCUAGAACCACCACCAGGAAAGCCACCCCAGCGCCAGUCUUUGACGACCCAGCCUUUGACGAGCCAGUCACCUUAGCUCCGAGAGCUCAGCCGCCCAGAGCUCAGGCGCCCAGAGCUCAGCCUACAGCAGCGCCGCCAAUGGACGACACCGAGGACGAGGAUUUGAACUUGGACGGUGUGGCCGAGGACGAACCUGAGGUCAUUGACCCCAUGGCUGACCGGCCUAUCAUGAACACGGCACCAACCCUCCUGCAGGAUACCGACUCUACCUCCACGACCACCCAGGCUCCAGGGGGCUUCUUGUAUGACGGCAAAUGUCACUUGCUGAGGCUGUUCUGCGACUUUCUCGGCAAGUGCCGGCGCCGUUGUGUGAAGCGAGGGUACCAGAACGGUCAAUGUAGCGUGGACGGCCCCAACUGUAACGAUAGCAAGCCCUACCAGUGCAAGUGUACGCCAAAACAGUAGGCCAGUGGCCAGGGAGUCAAGGGCCAAGUGGCCCGUGAGUCAAGGGCCAUGUAGCUGGGGUACAGUGUUCAAGUGGCGUAAUGUUUCAAAUUUGGUCAAAACAAAUCAAAAAAGUUAAAACAAGUCUAAAUAAGUCUAUGCCCAGCACAAAGAUUCGACUUUUAAUCAGUUGUUUGUUGUUUUGUUUUCAUAUUUUUGAGGCUAUUUCGAUCCCCAAUAUAAUGGGAUUAAUCAAUCAAUAGAAAUAAACUCAUAGAGUCGUGGUGUUAAUUAAUAUUUGAUUCUUUAAUUAAAUGUUUUAAUUGCUAUA